Messenger RNA from Fukomys damarensis (Damara mole-rat), 1678 nucleotides. Its product is annotated as leucine-rich repeat-containing protein 51. Lineage: Eukaryota; Metazoa; Chordata; Mammalia; Rodentia; Bathyergidae. Bases 260 to 1555 code for a protein of 431 amino acids. Gene Ontology annotation, molecular function: catechol O-methyltransferase activity; protein binding. The transcript is spliced from 10 exons. Gene Ontology annotation, biological process: dopamine metabolic process; catecholamine catabolic process; developmental process. The record is from RefSeq and is a predicted model, not a curated record.
GCGGCCUACAGGUCCCGGUAGGCUUCGGGGCUGCGUUUAGGGCUCCGGCUCCGACGUGGUGACGAAUGUAGUUGCUAUGGCGUUGCUCAGAGUAUCACCAAAGUAGUGGGACGCGGAGGCUGCAAGGGAGGCUACUGCGGGGAAAAAUCCCUGAACCCAAAGGAAUGAAUCCCUAAUGGUGGAGUUUCAGGAAUCACUGACAGGCUGCACCCAGACUCCCAGGGCUGGUGCUUGCAGAUGACGAAUGAUGGCCUGAACUAUGAGCAGGCAAGGCUACGUGAACUCUUCGGUGCAGGAGCCCCCUCUUGACUACUCUUUCAGAAGCAUUCAUGUCAUUCAAGAUCUGGUUAGUGAGGAGCCAAGGUCAGGGCUACGACCACUGAAGCAUUCAAAGUCGGGGAAGUCAGUGACCCAGUCCCUGUGGCUCAACAACAAUGUCCUCAGUGACCUGAGAGAUUUCAACCAGGUGGUUUCACAGCUGCUGGAGCAUCCAGAGAACCUGGCCUGGAUUGACCUGUCCUUCAAUGACCUGACUUCUAUUGAUCCUGUCCUAACGACAUUCUUCAACCUGAGUGUCCUCUACCUUCAUGGCAACAGCAUCCAGCGCCUGGGAGAGGUGAAUAAACUAGCUGUCCUCCCUCGGCUCAGGAGUUUGACACUCCAUGGGAACCCCAUAGAGGAAGAGAAGGGGUAUAGCAAGGUCUGGUCCCCAGCCCAAUGCCCUGCACUGUGGGUUUCUCUCCCAAUAUCCCUCCACCCCAAGGCACAGAUAGGGACCAUGUCCCCUGCAAUUGCACUGGCAUUCCUGCCACUGGUGGUGACGCUGCUGGUACGAUACCGGCACUACUUCCGACUUCUCGUGAGAACCAUCUUGCUGAGAAGCCUUCGAGAUUGCUUGUCAGGGUUACAGAUUGAGGAGCGGGCCUUCAGCUAUGUGCUCACCCAUGCUCUGCCUGGGGAUCCUGAUCACAUCCUCACCACCCUGGACCACUGGAGCAGCCACUGCGAGUACCUGAGCCACAUGGGGCCUGUCAAAGGUCAGAUCCUAAUGCGGCUGGUGGAAGAGAAGGCCCCUGCUUGUGUGCUGGAGCUUGGCACCUACUGCGGAUAUUCCACACUACUUAUUGCCCGUGUCCUGUCCCCUGGGAGUCGCCUUCUCACUGUGGAGCGGGAUCCACGCACAGCAGCAGUAGCUGAGAAACUCAUCCGCCUGGCUGGCUUCGAUGAGCGCACGGUGGAGCUCAUCGUUGGCAGCUCAGAGGAGGUGAUUCCAUGCCUGCGAGCCCAGCAUCAGCUGAGUAGGACGGACCUAGUGCUCCUGGCACACCGGCCCCGAUAUUACUUGCGGGACCUGCAGCUGCUGGAGGCCCAUGCUCUGCUGCCAGCCGGUGCCACUGUGUUGGCUGACCAUGUGCUCUUCCCAGGUGCACCCCGCUUCCUGCAGUAUGCCAAGAGCUGUGGCCGCUACCGUUGCCGCCUGCACCACACUGGCAUCCUAGACUUUCCUGCCAUUAAGGAUGGCAUAGCCCAGCUCACCUAUGCUGGACCUGGUUGAGGUCCAGGACCAAAAGUAGUUAACUUAUUCACCCCCAUACCCACCAAGACAAGGACCUCAGAACAUCCCCUUCCCUCCCUAUUUGGUGCCCAAUACUUGCUGCGCUCAGGGUUGGGAGGUUUU